This is a messenger RNA of Lingula anatina, 1795 nucleotides long. RefSeq names its product angio-associated migratory cell protein. Gene Ontology annotation, molecular function: protein binding. The record is from RefSeq and is a predicted model, not a curated record. Lineage: Eukaryota; Metazoa; Brachiopoda; Lingulata; Lingulida; Lingulidae.
GGAAGAUUGUAUUUCAGGCCCCAACCAGGAGUUCCACGCCACUUUAAUGAACAAAGAUAAACUGCUAGCACAAAAUUCAGCGUAUCAACCUAAAAUGUGAUUCUAUUGGGGAUUCAGACUGAAUAAUAACUAUUAUGGACCCAAGCAACAUAGAGGAUACAUUUGAACUGAACGAGGAGGAUAUAGAAGAAGUUAUAGAGUUUAACAACAGUCCUUCACAACCAGAGGCCCUUGCUGAAGGCAUGGAAGAUAUGGACCUAGACCAAUACGAUGGUGAUGGUGGUGUUGAAGAUGAAGAUAAAGAAAACAGUACAUCCCUGCCUUUGAGAGAUGAUGCUGAUUUGGUUUUUACUGAACAUAAAGGUUCUGUGUUUUGUGUGCAAGCUGACCCAGUUAAAUGUGAAUUUGCUGUGAGUGGUGGAGAAGAUGACCUGGCAUACCUCUGGAAAAUUGACAGUGGACAGGUGGUUUUAAAAUGUACAGGACACAAAGACUCUGUGACUCAAGUUGCAUUUAGCCAUGACUCACAGUACUUAGCUACAGGAGAUAUGAGUGGGAUAAUCAAGGUUUGGAAGGUUGACACAAAGGUGGAAAUAUGGUCAUUUGAAUGCACUGAUCUAGAAUGGCUCAGAUGGCAUCAUUGUGCUCACAUUCUGCUGGCUGGCACAGUAGAUGGGGAGAUGUGGAUGUGGAAGAUUCCUGGAGGAGACUGUAAAACUUUCCAAGGUCAAGGAUGUACAUGCAGUGAGGGCAGAAUUUUACCUGAUGGAAAGCGAGCAUGUACAGGCUAUGAUGAUGGGACUGUUAAAAUUUGGGAUCUGAAAGAAGGUUCCCCAUUACACUCCAUAUCUGGUCACGAUGCUCAUGAUGGUGCUAUUACAUGCAUAGACUGCCACCCAGAUAAUGUCAUGGUUGUCACAGGGUCAGUUGAUGUCACUGCCAAGGUUAUUAACUCAAACAAUGGCAAGGUGGUGACAACAUUUAAUUGCAAAAAACAGUCCAGUGAAACAGAUGCCUCCGCUGCUGAAAAAGAGGACUCUGUAGAGGCAGUGGGUUGCUCACCAAACAACCCAUAUUUAGCUACAGGCACUCUUGCUGGUUCCCUGUGCUUUUGGGACCUUACAAAGCAGACUGUUAGACAACAGUGUGAUAAUGAGGCUGGAAUUGUGAGGCUGAAGUGGGAUAACACAUCCCCCAUGGUGUACACAGGCAGCCUAGAUGGGACAGUAAGGCUGUGGGAUGCAAGGACAGGCAAGACAGAGGCACAGUGGAUGGGACACGGGGCAGAGAUAUUAGAUUUAACCAUAUCUAGGGAUGGCAAUCACCUUCUAACAUCAUCCAGCGAUGAGACAGUCAGAGUAUAUUCUUUACACUCGCCUGACAGAUGAAGAUGUGUUUUGGAAGACUAUAAUGUCACAUAAACUUCAUUUUUAAAAAUUGGAACAUUAAGAAUAGUAUCAUAAAUUACCACUUUGUGAUUUCCAUGGAAGAUUGUUAUGCUGAAACAUUAUAAAAAUUGGAACAUUAAAGAUAGUAUUAUAAAUUAUCACUUUGUGAUUUCCGUGGAAGAUUGUUAUGCUGAAACAUUAUAUUACUUAGUGGCAAUUCUUUGUCAUGCUGCUUUGUAGUAUUACGUCUCAGAUACCCUUUUAGAUAUUGAACAUUGCUGAGUAAAUCUCCUAGUUAGUGGGUUCACAGGAACUUGUUUAGCAAGAAGUGUUACAUGCAAGGAAAUAAAAGGAUAACAAAUCUUCAUAUGAGAUUCAAAAUUCCCAAAUAAAUACAUUCUAAACAA